Messenger RNA from Perca flavescens (yellow perch), 1685 nucleotides. It is a transcript of the gene gpr119, whose product is annotated as G protein-coupled receptor 119. The transcript is spliced from 2 exons. The coding region runs from base 375 to 1643 and encodes 422 amino acids. Gene Ontology annotation, molecular function: G protein-coupled receptor activity. NCBI's taxonomy places the organism in Eukaryota, Metazoa, Chordata, Actinopteri, Perciformes, Percidae. The record is from RefSeq and is a predicted model, not a curated record. Gene Ontology annotation, biological process: G protein-coupled receptor signaling pathway. Gene Ontology annotation, cellular component: membrane.
GACACAGAUGAAACUGGUGAGAUCGAAUGGAUGUUUUAGCGAGACUGUCUUCCUUAAACGUUGACAUAAGUAACCGGGGAAACAUUACAUGACAUUGGAUUAACGUAAAAGGACGAUAUUGGCUGAUAAGAUCAGUGGUGAAGUGCCGUCAGAUGUUGGAGUUCUUGAAGUUUUUUUUAAUGAUAUUUAAACCCAGUCUUAACCUAGUUUGUGUUGGAGCAUUUGUGCACAUCUCUAUUUCUUCUAACAGUUUCUAAUGGUGCAAGUGCCACAUUUUGUGAUGAAUGACUAUAAAGGAUAAAACACAGUCUCUAAUCGCAGCAAUGUCAGCUUUGUGGAUUUCACCUUAAAAGCUGUGUGUUUUUGUUAUCAACAUGUCAUAUAUGAGUGGACUUGUGAGCACAGAGACCACUGUUAGCAUGGCUCCUAACAGCAUGGACACCAACGAGCCGACAACCCAAAGUGAUGUGAAGCCUUGGCUGAUGGGUGUGACCCUGAGCAUCGCCUCUUGCCUCAUCACCUCCACCAACCUGCUGGUGGCAGCCGCUCUACUUAAGCUACUCCUCAGGAAGAGAAGCCAGAGCUGGUGCUUUGUCCUCAACUUGGCACUGGCCGAUGCCCUGGUGGGUGUGGCCAUCACUGGCCUGGCCACAGAAAACUUCGACUUUAACAGCGACGGCAACAACUCUCCGAACCAGCACAACCAGGUCACUGACGAUGCGCCCACAAACGCCACGCCUCCUGCUCAGGGCAAGACCCGGUGUUUGAUGCGGAUGGCCUUCGUGACAUCACCCUGCACAGCAUCUAUUAUGUCCAUGUUCCUGAUCUCACUUGACCGCUACGCAGCCAUCAAGAUGCCCCUGCGGUACUCCCAGCUUUCUGGGAAGGCAACAGCAGUGGGGUCCCUGCUGGCUUUGUGGAUCAGCUCCCUCACUAUGGGAUUCUUGCCAGUCAUGGUGCGGCAGCUGCAGGCGGAAGAAUAUGGCGGCUUCUGUGCCUUUUUCUCCGUCAUUCACCAGGUGGGCAUGAUCGUGUUAUUCAGCGCAUGCUUCUUCCCGAUGCUCUCUGUAUUCCUUUACAUCUACCUGGACAUCCUGAAGAUCGCCUGCAGCCACCAGAAGCAGAUAUGUCAAGUUAGGCAAGCUGGUUCCAGGACGGCUGACCACCAUUGUCAUCAACAUUGCGGGCAUCAUCAGCAGCAUCAGCAUCUGAGGAGCCAUCACUGGAGCCACGUCAAGGCCCUUAGGACGGUGGGGGUGCUCGUGGGCUGCUUCUUGGUCCUCUGGUGUCCCUUCUUUGUCGCAUGCAUAGUGCACCUUCUGUGUGAACGCUGCGAACUCACUGCCAUGUUAGAGAAUUAUUUGUGGCUGUUGGGACUGUCCAACUCACUGAUCAACCCUCUGGUGUACGCCUUUUGGCAAAGAGAGGUGCGGCUGCAAUUAGCGGCCAUGUUCUCCUGCUUUAUAAGCAGGUCGUUGGCCGCUGGACCACCAGGUGUCACAGAAAGAUGUGACCCGCAAACACCUGUGCUGACUCAAGCUGAUGCAUCUGGUGGAAAUACCCUCAACCCUUUGCUGUUGCAACCUAUUAUCGGCAACGACAAGGCUCACAUUGUGCCGCUAUCUGCCAUGACCAGCUUGUGAAAGAAACGGUGUUUGGUGUUUUAAGCCCCCAACGUCGUCUUA